Messenger RNA from Lobosporangium transversale, 1842 nucleotides. RefSeq names its product ABC1 family-domain-containing protein. The coding region runs from base 1 to 1842 and encodes 613 amino acids. Gene Ontology annotation, cellular component: mitochondrial inner membrane. Lineage: Eukaryota; Fungi; Mortierellomycota; Mortierellomycetes; Mortierellales; Mortierellaceae. The record is from RefSeq and is a predicted model, not a curated record. The transcript has 3 exons. Gene Ontology annotation, biological process: mitochondrion organization; lipid homeostasis.
AUGCCCAUCUUCACCUCAUGUAGGGCCCAAUGGAGUAGGAGUACAUUUCUACACAGACCUCGUUUUCACUUUACACAGUUGCGAUACAAGUCAAUAGUAUCUUCUCCUGCAGGAACAACCUUGAGUAUUGGCCACACAAACCCGUCCAGUCCAAGGAUCGCUCGUCAACGUUUCCCUUUAGGGAAUAAAACAUCCGCAUGUCUCAUUGCAUUGACAACAGGAGCAAUUUUAUACAAUGUUAAUGAUCCAUUCAGACAUGUUGUUCUGGCUUUGAAGAGAAUGGCCAUCGCAGGGGCAGCCGUCACUUUUGUUGGUAUUGAUUAUAAAUAUACCAUGGACACCUUGGAUCGCAAUCAAAAUUUUAGAAAGGGCAGUCUAGAAGGUGAGGCGGAGCGAGCACGUCACAUGAGUGAGCUUCAUACGCGGAGUGCUGUGCGAUUAAGAGAAAUGCUUAGGAGAAACGGAGGCAUUUACAUCAAACUUGGACAACACUUAGCCAGCAUGACAUAUCUGCUUCCGGAUGAGUGGACAACAGCAAUGGAACCCUUGCAGGACCGCUGUGCUCCAUCUUCUUUUGAAUCGGUCCAGAGACUUUUCUUGAACGAUCUAGGCCAACCAUUAUCCGCCUUCUUUUCAUCGUUUGAUCUAGAGCCUAUCGGCGUUGCUUCAUUGGCUCAGGUGCACCGGGCUAGACUCUUGGAUGGUCAGGAAGUGGCGGUCAAAAUCCAGCAUCCUGCACUGCAAGAAUUUUCGGCAAUCGACAUCAAAACCGUUGCGUUUCUUACUAAUGUUGUAGCGAAUAUCUUUCCAGAUUUUCAGUUCAAGUGGCUGAGCGAUGAGAUGGAGACUAGUCUACCAAGAGAGCUGAAUUUCAACAUCGAGGCUGCCAAUGCGGCACGGGUUGAUGCUAACUUUUACAAGGCUCGUGCAGAAGGAAGUCCAUCAACCAUCAAAAUCCCAGAGGUCAUUUGGUCAAAGAAACGAGUGCUAGUCAUGGAAUUCAUUCAUGGUUCAAGGAUCGAUAACUUGCAGUACCUUAAGGAUCAUAACAUUGAAGUGUCGGAGGUGUCAAAUGAGAUGGCCCGCACCUUUUCGCAGAUGAUUUACAAGGAUGGGUUUGUACAUUGUGAUCCUCAUCCUGGUAAUGUCCUGAUUCGACCCAAACCGACUGGAUCUCCCUCUCCUCGUAACUUUGAGAUUAUCUUGUUAGACCAUGGACUUUACCGCGAGCUUACACCAGAGUUCAGGCUCAACUAUGCUCGUCUCUGGACUGCCAUUAUUGCUUCGGACGAGAAGGAGAUCAAGUACCGUGCUUUGAAGGUUGGGGGAACAGAGGCUUACAAACUGUUCUCUAGUAUCCUUACAGGUCGUGACUGGUCGGUCGUUAAAAAUGCUCAGCUUACUAAGAAGGCGCGUGGCAAGGAUGAGAUGAUCGCAUUAGCAGAUGGAACUGGUUACGCAAUUGCUGAGAUUGCACAGAUUCUGGCAAGGGUCCCUAGGGAGCUAUUGCUUCUAUUCAAAACCAAUGAUCUGCUUCGUGCACUGGACGAGGAUCUAGGUGCGGAUGAUGGAUCGCAGAUGAGGACAUUUGCAGUGAUGGGACAAUAUUGUGCACAUGCCAUCUAUGAAUCGAACAAGAUGUCAAUCCAAACGCAUCUGAAUACAACCAAACUGACGAUUGGCCUGGCCACAAGGAUCGUACGUUACUGGAUUGAAUCUUACUGUAGUUAUAUGUUUACAACGCUUUCACUGGAUCUCUUCAUGUGGUGGAUUGACCUUGCACAAUCCAACUCUAUCCUUUAUCGACUUUUAUCAAAGAUCGAGAACCCUGUGCACUUUUAA